AUGGCCAAACGUGAUAAGUUUGCUCGGCUUAAAGCCGCUCGUGCCGGUAAGAAAAUCGAUGAGGAUACAGAAGAUGUUGAAAUCUAUGAUGAGGUGGAUGAAUUGGAAUAUAGAAAGCACAAGAGAGAUCAGUUAUUGAAUGAUGACUUCAUUGUUGAUGAAAAUGGUGAAGGAUAUGCUGAAACAGGCGCUGAUGAUUGGGAUCAGCCUCAACAGGAUUAUUCUGAUGAGAAUGUCGAUGAUCAGGAUGCAGACGGUAUUGACGUGUCUGGAUCUGGACAUCGUCAUCGUAAGGUGAAAAAGAGUAAGAAAGGUCAUAUUUCCAACUUCUUUAAACCGGCAACAGAGAAGGUCAACGAUAAAAAGAACAUUGAUACGAGUAAUCUUGAUGAUAUCUUGUCAGAUUUUACUUCUACUGCUGUAAAGAAGGCGAAACAGGAUUCGAUAUUUGGUAGCACUCGCAGGAAGGAUAUUUUUUCUAGUGUUAAGCACGGAAAUACCGGCAGGCUUUCCAGUCCUCAUGUGAAGCCUUUGAACUUGAAGAGGGAAAUGGACUCGGGUUCUGAUGAGCUGAAAUCAUCUUCUAAAAGAGUUCGGCUAAGCUCUGAAAACGACGAAUUCUACUCUGCCUUGGAUACUGAUGACUUUGAAGCACCUUCCUCUCCAAUCAAGAAGCAUGCUUCCAAAGUUGAAUCUCUAGAUAUUGGGGUUGAUAAAGAAAGUGUUGGGGAGAAGGAAAAAGAAGCUGAAGUGGGCAAGGAGGUCGAUGAUGACGAUGAUGACGAUGAAGAAGAAGAUGACGACGACAUUCUCAUUUCCAGAAAGAGAACUACUGCCAUGGUUGACAGAUCUGUGAACUUGAGUAAUGCCAGGCGCACAAUAAAAGCAUUGGAUUCAUCUCCUUUCAAGGACCAGACUAUCAUUUCUGCCGCUCCAUCUUCUUCUCCUUCCAGAUUCUCCGACUCCAGCUUUGAUAGACUUGGAGAAUCAGAUGUGGUCGAUAAAGAGACCGAAAUUGUCAGAAUGUACUGGAUGGAUUCUGCUGAAGUUGACAGUACUCUUUUGUUAUUUGGCAAAGUAAAGACUCCAGAUGGAAGACUAGUUUCAGGCGUCGUGCAGAUCAAUGGUAUCAAUAGAGAGAUAUAUUUUUUGCCGAGGGAGAAAAGAGGAAUGCCAGAUAGUAGACAAGAGAACGAAGAAGAUGACAACAAAGACGCUAAAGUGACAACUAUGGAUGUUUAUGAAGAGAUUGUACCUCUUCUGAUGGAUAAAUAUGGCCUGUCCUCCAUCAAGGCCAAGCCAGAGACAAAAAAGUAUGCUUUUGAACUUCCAGGAAUCCCAAAAGAAGCAGAGUACUUGAAAAUGUUACUCCCAUACCAAACUAAAAGGUGCAGAAAUACCGUGAUUCCCGCAGAUCUUGAAGGUGAAACCUUCUCUCAUGUGUUCAGUGCAAACACGAACAUCUUUGAGUCUUUCGUUCUGCAGAGAAAUAUUAUGGGUCCGUGCUGGUUGGAUAUUAAAGGCGCAGAUUUCUCUGCGUUACAUAAUUCCACUCAUUGUAAGGUGGAAAUGGCAGUUUCUUCUCCAACAUUAAUCACUAUUUCUGACUGCAAGGACUCUGCUCCUGAUUUAAGUAUCCUGACUAUUAAUGUUCAAUCCUUUAUGAACCUGAAAUCAGGAAAACAAGAAGUCGGCUCCGUUUCUUUGGCGUUCCACAAGGGCUUACCACAAGACGGUCCUGCUGCUAGUGAUCUAAAGCCUACCGAGGUGACUACAUUGGUGAGGCCCGUGGGAGGCUCUCUUGCAUUGCCGCCUGGAUUGAAGCAGUUAGCUAUCAAAAAAGGUAUGGCCGUGAGAACCUUCAACAAUGAGCGUGCUUUGCUUAAUUGUCUAGCUGCUGUUAUUAAGAAAACAGAUCCUGAUGUGCUCCUAGGUCACAGACUUGAGAGUGUUGCACUUGAUAUCCUUUUGCAUAGAAUGUAUGACCUCAAGGUUAACACUUGGUCACAUUUCGGUCGCAUCAACAGAAAGCAGUUCCCAGAUAAGUUUGGAAGACACUCUGGAAGGAAUAACGUUUUUUACCUAAGAGAGAUUUUGCAGGGUAGAUUGAUUUGUGAUAUAGCAAACGAAUUGGGACAGUCUUUGACUCCAAAGUGCCAAUCAUGGGAGUUGUCUGAGAUGUAUGAAAUGUACUGUAAGCAAAAGUACACUCCAAUGGAAGUGAAUCUAGCCAGCCCUGCCUUUGGAGAUGAUUCAAAUCGGUUACUGGCAGCAUUGAAUGAGAAUCAAAUGGCCGUCAAAAUGAUCAGUGAGGUAGCAUUUGAUAUUCAAAUUCUAUCUCUUUCAAAGCAACUAACAAAUUUAGCAGGAAACUCUUGGUCUCAUACUUUAGAAGGUACCAGGGCAGGGAGAAACGAGUAUAUCUUACUUCAUGAGUUUACAGGAAACAACUAUAUAGUUCCUGAUAAGGAGACAAACCAACAGAGACAGUAUAGAAGAGCUCACGAGGAAGGUGCAGUUGCUGAGGAAACAGGGGGUAGAAAGCCCAAGUAUCAGGGUGGUUUAGUCUUUGAGCCUAUUAAGGGACUUGUAAAAAACUAUGUUACCGUGAUGGACUUCAACUCUUUAUACCCAUCUAUCAUUCAAGAGUUCAACAUUUGCUUUACCACUGUUGACCGGUCUAAUCUUCAUGGAGAUGAACUGCCCGAAGUGCCUCCUACAGAGGUUCCUCGUGGAGUGCUUCCAAAGUUACUUUAUGAGUUGGUUAGUCGUCGAAGAGAGGUUAAAAAGCUACUGAAAGAUCCUCGAAUCACUCCUAUGGAGAGAAUUCAGUACGAUAUUAAGCAGAGAGCUUUGAAGUUAACGGCCAACUCGAUGUAUGGAUGUUUGGGCUACGUGAAUUCAAGAUUCUACGCCAAGCCAUUAGCAAUGCUUGUCACGAACAGAGGUAGAGAAAUUUUGAUGGAUACUAGACAAUUGGCUGAAGGCCUCGCUUUGAGAGUUGUAUAUGGUGAUACCGAUUCUGUUAUGAUUGACACCGGGUGCGCUACGAUGAAGGAUGCUCUUAAGAUUGCAAAUGAUUUCAAACAAAGAGUCAAUGAACGGUAUAACUUGUUAGAGAUCGAUAUCGAUAAUGUGUUCAAAAGGAUGCUAUUACAUGCUAAGAAGAAGUAUGCUGCAGUUAACUGCGUUCUAACUGCAGAUGGUGAAGAGAGAACCAGUCUAGAAGUGAAAGGUUUGGAUAUGAAGAGGAGAGAAUUUUGUCCAUUGUCCAAAGAAGUGUCUACUUUCAUUUUGAAUAAGGUUCUUGGUGAUUCUGAACCGGAAGAAGCUUUAAAUGAAGUUUAUAACUAUCUUGGAGGAGUCGCAACGAAGAUCAAGAACAAUGAGGUUUCAAUGGUCAAAUUGAAGGUCAAUACGAGACUUUCUAAAGAUCCUACUCAGUACCCUGGCGGUAAAUCAAUGCCAGCCGUACAAGUUGCCCUUAGACUUAGAGACCAAGGUAAGAUUGUGAGAGCAGGUAGUGUGAUCACUUUUGUGAUUACAAAUGAAGGUCUUGAGGAGGGCGCCAGUGUAUCAGAGCGUGCUAGAGGUAUUCAAGAGGUUCUUUCGAAGACGGCCAACUACCAGCCAGAUGCAGAUUUCUAUCUAGAGAAGCAAUUUUUUGCUCCUAUAUCUCGAUUACUCGAGAGAAUUGAAGGCUACGAUGUUGUGAGGUUAGCCAGCUGUUUGGGUUUGGAUUCCAAACGAUAUGAAGCACGUGCUAGGUCUUUACAAAACGAGGACUCCUUACAGCCGUUGGAUUCUACGAUUACAGACAGUGAAAGGUUCAGAGAUAGCAAAGACCUGUUCAUUGUUUGUCCGUCUUGCCAUGUUACCAUAAAAUUUGGAGGUAUUCAAAGCAGUAAAGAGUACCACGUGACAUUUACUGGUGUUAAAUGCACCGCAUGCGAUAGUGUUAUACCGUGGCUAAGUAUUAGUGCUCAACUAGAGCAUUUCAUCCGGCAUGAGAUCUCGUAUUACUACGCAGGAUGGCUUGUGUGCAGCGAUUGUGGAUUACAUACGAGACAGGUGAGUGUCUAUGGAAGACGAUGCAUCGGUGAGCACGGUACAGCACAUAGUUGUAAAGGUGUGAUGAAAUAUUGCUACAGUAACAAACAGCUGUACAAUCAACUACUUUAUCUUCAGUCAUUGUUUGAUGUGGAUAAAGCGAAGAAGAGAAGUUUGAAGUCGUUACAUGAUCCUUCGAUUGCAGACAAGGAGAAUGUGCCAGUGGAGAUGAACAAGGGUGAAUUAGAUGCUCUAGUCGAGCAAAAUAGAGAGUCGUUUGAGGUGAUGAAAGGAGUGGUAAAUAAAUACUUGGAAGACUGUGGCCGGAGAUAUGUUGAUAUGGGAAGUAUCUUUGGAUUUAUGGUGACUGUAUGA
Messenger RNA from Brettanomyces nanus, 4425 nucleotides. RefSeq lists its product as uncharacterized. Gene Ontology annotation, cellular component: alpha DNA polymerase:primase complex. Gene Ontology annotation, biological process: leading strand elongation; mitotic DNA replication initiation; lagging strand elongation. Gene Ontology annotation, molecular function: single-stranded DNA binding; pyrimidine nucleotide binding; DNA-directed DNA polymerase activity. The record is from RefSeq and is a predicted model, not a curated record. Bases 1 to 4425 code for a protein of 1474 amino acids. NCBI's taxonomy places the organism in Eukaryota, Fungi, Ascomycota, Pichiomycetes, Pichiales, Pichiaceae. The transcript has a single exon.